AUGGAUGACAAAGAGAAUAUCGCCGAGGGUAUUCAAGUUUCGCAAUCGGGUUUAUCGCCGCUCAAGAAAGCAAGUGGUCGCAAGACGCGCAGCAAGAGUAUCGGACCAGGAGGCUUGAAUGAUGCACCACUCAAGGAUAAUACAGGGAAUAGGCGCAAGUCUGCGUUCAUCCCAAGUGGCAUUCUCCCCAGCAAGGAAGAUGAGAAGAAACGUCGUGAGGCCAGGCGCAAGUCUCUCGCGAAUCGACGCGUCUCUUUUGCGCCAGAAGCUACUCUACAUACAUGGGACGUGAUAGAGUACAUCGAAAACGCGACCAAUUCCUCCUCAUCCUCGAGUUCGACCCGACGGAACUCUGCAGCGCCUAAUCGCUCACCGCAGGAAAAUGCGGCAGCGCAACUCUCUGACGUGGAGCCACCAUCUACACCCCAAGAGCAAUUAGACGAGCCUAUCAUAAAAGAGUCACCUGGAAAUCAACGCGAUGCUCAUCAGAAGAAACGACGAAGAAGCUCGGGAAUACCACCAUUAGACUUCAACAAUCCGGAAGACGUCUUUUCUUCCAGCCCAAUGGACGAGAGCUCGUACAGCGGGGACGAAGAAGAAGACGCCGACGUGCAGGCACCGACAGCUUUUAUUGAAGGGGAAGAGAACACGUCUGCAUCAAUUGGCAGCUGCUCUGGAGAAUCUACAGGCUCAAGUGCACGGCUUGAUGCCGCUUUGAAACAAGCAAGCACCUAUGCCGGAACACAAAGACUAGAUUUUGACGAGAACGGAGACAUGUCAAUGGAAAUAGCUGGUGAUGAAGUCACAGCUGCUUUCAAGCCUUGGUGUCAAAAGUCAGCUGGAACACUGAAUCCGUCGAAGGACACGACGGCUAAGUUCGAUCAAGAGAACGUGAAUCCGUUUCCCACAGACAGUAGCGAUCGGUCUCGGCAUAGAUUGACUGGCAAGGUCGAGGAGAUGCCCAGUGGCGACGCGGAGGACAUGAGCAUGGACAUCACUCGUGCCAUCGGCGGUAUUAUCCGAUCAGAAAACGACCUGGUCUCGGAUGACGGAGACGCAACGAUGGAGUUCACUACCGCAAUAGGGUGUAUCCAAAAGCCAGAGCCACACCCCCAGCCUAAUCGGAGAGCAUCACUGAAACGGCGUCGCUCAUCCGCUCUUCCUCAUCAGGGUGCCACAGAAGAAGGUAGUCCGGCUAACAAACAAUCUCGACGUAGUAGCUUAAGAAUCCGAUCAUCUCCCGCGGACACUUCUAUUGUUGAAGACGAAACAAUGGAAUUCACUAUGGCGCUAGGCGGUAUACAGCAGCCUGGCUCGCUCAAAGGCUUGGAAGACAGACGCAGUAGCAUCAAUACGUCUCUUGUAGAUGAGACCAUGGACUUUACAAUGGUGGUUGGCGGUGGAAUUAAACCGACGAUGGCCCAAGAACACGAUGAUAAGCUGGGCAAUGAGAGUGGAGACGACAACGAGGAAUUGUCCAUGGAGUUGACUGCUGUUCUGGGAGAGAUUAUAAAGGCGUCUCCGAAGCCUGUAACUCCAGUCAAGAGUCCUGCUAAAACAUCCACUGUUGAGUCCCACAUUUCGACCAAUGUGACGAAGAGAAGCCCUGGCCGAUCCCGGGCAAGCUUGGGCUCGCCCACUAAGUCUCACUCUAACAAAGCACAGCAGUCUCCACGGCGAACUGCCAGGAAAAGUUUGCUCAGCUUACCUCCGACUACGUCAGACGAUUUGAAGAAUGAUCCAACCAAGCUAGAUGUUUUGGUAGCCUUUGGUGACUUUUCUGAAGCUAAAGACAAGGACACAUCAACUCCGACACCAAAGACAGUACGUUUCGGUGCCGACUCAGUUGGCUCUGAGAAGACUCCAUCGCCAACAAGGAAAAUACCAAAACCGUCUACGCUCAGUGUAGAGGCGGAAGAUUCAAGUGCUUCAGAGGAGUUCUCAGAGGAGCCAACGUUGAGGAGCACCGCAGCUCUCUUCAAUUCUAUGAAAGCAUUGUCUACUCCAAGGAAGCAGGCUCAACCAUCCCCUGCCAAGCGUGCAACACCGAGGAAGUCAUUCGCUCAGACGGAAAAUGCAGCGCGAUCAAGGGCUCCUACCCCAAACAAGCGGACACCGAGGAAAAGCAUUAGUCCAAGCAAGCAGGCACGAUUCGAAAUCUUGGAAGAUCAGGAUCCUCACGGACCUCAAGAUAACAGCUCUGUCGAUACUGCUAAACAGCCAGAACCGGAGCGAAUCCAGCUCCAGGAUUUCCUCGAUAUGACCAAUAUUAAGUUCAUGGAUCUUACGACAACGAAGCGACGCCAUACCGCAGCUCCAUCCGCAUUUCUAAAUAAGAGGACAAGUCGUGAUCUUGGAGAUCAGGAUGAAAAACCUAGCCUCGCGAGCUGUGUCGUCGCUGCCGCGUGCACGGCCCCUGAAUAUGAGAUGUACCAGCAUGCAUGCUAUCAACUCAAGCAGCACAUUUCCCAAGGCAAGGACAUAGUAAACGGCAUUGAAGCCAGUGUAGAUGAGGAGACCCCGCCCCUAUUCAAAGAGUUCCUGUCUGCUCCUCCAGAUCAACGCUACGUCAUGAGCAAUCAGCUCAAGAACAUGAAGACUUUUUCUAGACUCAACAGCAAGGAAGUCUGGUACAAUUGGCGAAGUAGUCUGCUGCGCGAUCUCAAGACUGCUCUCCUCAAGACUAGUAGGGAGCUAGAUCUAGAUGACGCAGUCUUGCAGAAGCAAGAAGAAAUACUCGAUUCCACUAUGCCUACACUGUCUAUUCGCUACAAGAAGCUACGUACAGAGGAGCAGCAACUUCAGCAGCGGGCUGAUGAGCUAUUGAGCUGCGACAAGGAGGAACUUGAUGCGACGCGUGACAGACUAGUGGCUGUAGAGUCCGAACUUGAGCAGAAAAGGCGUAUGUUGUUCCAAUUACAGGAAGCGCAAAUGCAGACGGAAGCAACUAUUGAUGCUGUAAAAGAACGCAAGGUUGAUUGCUUGAGUGAAAUUCAAGAAGCAGAACGUGUACGUGAAGAAUGCCGCGGCUGGUCUGCGAGUGAAGUGAACGCACUCAAAAACAGGGUUUCCGCGCUCGAGACAAAGUAUGGAUGGUCUAUCACCUCUGCCAACACUGUCCCUGCACCAACAUUGACAAUGACUUAUGCCUCAGACCUUGAGCUCUAUUUCCAUCCACUUGCUUUCUCGCCUCAUGCCGAUCAUAGUCAAGCUUCCUCAAUGUCACUAACAUACAUCGGCGACUCGACUCCAUCUCCACGACCUCUUACAACUAGCAAACGAUUUUUCUUACAAUUGCUCCGCGCUCAUCUCCACUCGAUUACCCAAAGCUCCACAUCUAUCCCUAGUCUACUUACCACUAUCAAGACCGGUUGGCAGAUGGCUUUGGCUCUGUCAGAAGGGGUCCGGAGUCUGGAGGUGGUUGGUAUCUGUGAAGAGAGCAUCUUGUCUGAUGAGCAUACUGCAGUUUCUGUGAUGCUUGUGCUGGGUUCCCUACGCACUAAAGUCCGCGUCACGUUCGAAGUCGGGGUCAGUGCGAACGAGACCAUAUUCGAAAGCACUGUGAAUGUUAAAGCAGAUGUGAUUUAUGGCGAGAGAUAUAAGGAGAACACGAUGACCGAUUUCGUAGGAUCUAAGGUUGGCGACAAGCUGAAGGCGCUGGGGGAGAUGUGUGCCUGGGGCGAUGCAGUUGAAGAUCUGAAAGCGAGAUUGAUUCAGAAGGGACCCAAAGGAGAAAGGGUUUGAAUUACUAUGGUGACCUUUCCUUUUUCCAUUCUUACGAUACUUACGACUUGAUGACUUCUGGUAGAGAUGGAUUCCCUAGGCGCGGCAUGCAUGAUUUAGCGAGGUUCUGUUUACUGCUUGUGGACCGGAGGCCGCAGACAGACUAGGGUGCUGCUGUGCACACUAAAUCCUACCAUAUUACUGUCAAUUCAUUCAUACUCCAUGCCCUCUAUGCUUUCAGUGACUCUGUAUAG
This is a messenger RNA of Pseudovirgaria hyperparasitica, 3977 nucleotides long. Its product is annotated as Spc7-domain-containing protein. Gene Ontology annotation, biological process: mitotic spindle assembly checkpoint signaling; mitotic sister chromatid biorientation; protein localization to kinetochore. The record is from RefSeq and is a predicted model, not a curated record. Lineage: Eukaryota; Fungi; Ascomycota; Dothideomycetes; Acrospermales; Acrospermaceae. The coding region runs from base 1 to 3744 and encodes 1247 amino acids. The transcript is spliced from 4 exons.